AUGAGAGUCUCCAACUCCUGCGACGGAUGCGCCCUUCGAAGGGUCCGAUGCGACACGAAGCGCCCGUGUCGCGAAUGCACUUCGCGUUCUCUGGAGUGCACGUUUCUGCGCGCCCGCAAGAAGCGAGGGCCGAAGGGUCCGCGUCCCGCUACGUUCCACAAGGUCCAGCAGGCGCAGCAGCAGUUUGAACAGCAGCGCCGUCUCUGGGACCGGCUCGACGAGAAUGAAGCCGAGGGGACCAGCGAGCCGACAUCGAGCACGCCUGGCUCCAGCCCGACGUCCUGUCGCGAGACUUGCGGUCCGCAAGCUGAACGGCUGCCCAUCGACGCCUAUUCCCGGUAUUUGCGGAUAUUUGACGAGCGCCUCUACGCUGUCUGGCCGGUUGUCUCGACUUCCGAGUUGAUUGGAAGGUUACUCGCAGAUGAGAGUGACUAUGAGGCAUGGGCGCUCGCAGCCUCGCUCUGCGCCGCGACAAUAGCACAGCUCCGGCUGCCAGAGCACGCUCCGUCAGCAAGCGUCGGCUUCUCAUCGCACGACUUUGUCACAGAGGCGCGUUACCUGCGCGGGCUCUACGACUACCGCGAGAAUUGCAACUCGGCCUCGGUCCUAACGCCAUUCUUCCUCCACAUCUACUUUGCCAAUGCCGACAAGCUGCGCACGGCGGGCAUUUACCUGCGCGAGUCGAUUGCGUUUGUCCAUGCGCUGGGCCUCGACCGGUUGGACAUGUACGACGCCAUGGACGGUAACGAGAGGGCCUUGAUGCUCAGGCUCUUUUGGCUGGUCUUUAUCUCGGAGAGAACAUAUUGCGCUCAAAACGAGUACCCAACCAUAUUGGAGCCUAUCGACGAGCUUCCUCCGGACGAAGACGGGCGGGACGUCACCGGCGCGUUCGCAAGCCUCACCCGUGUGUUUGCGCACCUCCAAGGCGACGUCAUGGGCCGGCCGUCGCGAUGCGGCGCCGGUCUCGACUCGCGCAAAGUGGCGACCGCCCAAUCAGCCCUGUGUCAAGAUCGGCAUAGCCACGUCCUGUCGGAGGUACAGCGCGUGGACUUGUUCGUCACGCAGCAGUGGAUACGGCUCCUGAUCUGGGAGUACACGAUGAGGCACUUCAAGAUGUCGCGCGAGUCGAGUGACCAGGCGUUCUCGUUGCUACUGCCCAUCGCUAUUGCGCGAGAGCUGCUGUCGCUGCUUUGCUCCGUGCGGAUGGAAUCGAUUUGCGCGCACGGGUAUGGAAUGGAACUCAAGGUAUAUCGCGCCGCGGAUACCGUCAUUGACCUGCUCGCUUGUUCGCCGGCAAUAGACCACGAUCACGGCAUGUGCUUCGGCCUCGAGGACGUUCUCUGCUCGCUCAAAGACGUCCUGGUGGGUGUAGGCGGCCCAAAGUCGAUGUUUGUGGAAAAGGUGAAGGGUCGUAUGGCGAGCUCUGAGCUGGGCGACCGGCCCUGGCCAUAUGCCACCAUGGCGCUCCCGGCGUAUAAUCACGAUGCGCGAUGUGAAGUGACGGAUGAGGACAGCUCUGCUUCGGAUACAUUUGAGCAUGAUGAGCGGGUAGCAGUUGCUAUUGAAUGA
This is a messenger RNA of Purpureocillium lilacinum, 1569 nucleotides long. RefSeq lists its product as uncharacterized. Gene Ontology annotation, molecular function: DNA-binding transcription factor activity, RNA polymerase II-specific; zinc ion binding. The record is from RefSeq and is a predicted model, not a curated record. NCBI's taxonomy places the organism in Eukaryota, Fungi, Ascomycota, Sordariomycetes, Hypocreales, Ophiocordycipitaceae. Gene Ontology annotation, biological process: regulation of DNA-templated transcription.